UCAAGCCGUAUCUAUGCGGCGCGCGUGUGAUGACGACAACUGUGCGGGACGAAGUCGGAAGAGUGGUAUCGUGAUGGCGCCUGUGGCGGGGAGAACAGAGUCUCCGGGUUUAAAGAGCAAUGAGCCAAGAGACAAAGCGAAGGCACAUCCGAGUCGGAAAAAGCCGUGGAGACGGGACCCGCGGCUUCUGAGGGGGAGCAUCCGGGAAGGUCAAGGUUUUGCGUUUUGGAGAAAACAAAAGAUCCAACGUGAUUAUAAAAAGUUACUAAAAAAGGAGGGCAAUGCUAAUUCCAGAAAGAACAUUGGGUACACAGACGAUUACCCAGAUCACUUGAAACAUCUUUAUCUAGCUGAAGAAGAAAUGCUUAAGAAACAAAGCCGUGUUUCAAGAUCAAGAAAUAAAAGUUCAGCUCCACAAGAAGAACAGGACACAGAAGCAUUAAAAUAUAAUAGUAUUCAGCAAAAACCUAAAGCAAAGAGCUCAAACCAGAAAGCAAAAGAAGAUUAUGAGAGAAUAAAAGCUGAGAGAGAAAAGAAAAAAGAGGCAGCCAGACAAAGGAGAGAAGAAAGAGAAAAAGCACAGAAGCUAUACAAACAGAAGAAAAUGGAAAUGUAUAAAAUGUUAAGUAAAAGAACUAGAAAAGGACAGCCAAAUCUAAAUGUACAAAUGGAGUACCUCCUCCAGAAAAUACAACAGACUCCAUGAAUAUUUAUUAUCUUUACUACAGAUUCAAACAAAGAUGUUUUGUAAUAAAACCCAUGGAUUUCUUUUUAAUAAAAGCUUUCAAUUUCGGAUA
Messenger RNA from Pogona vitticeps (central bearded dragon), 797 nucleotides. Lineage: Eukaryota; Metazoa; Chordata; Lepidosauria; Squamata; Agamidae. The record is from RefSeq and is a predicted model, not a curated record.